CGCUUUUAACAAAUUUCUGACGAAAUGCUUAAACCUUGGCUUAAACAAUUCUUGUCAUUUGAUAUUCUUUCCUUAUCAAUACGUUUAUAAAAAAGUUAGAUAAAUAUAAGGUAGCUUAUAAGUUCUAUAAGCUUUGUGUAACUUGUAGUUGAAAGUUCACCAUGACUAAAUCGAAAACAAAUGAGAAUCAUCGUUCACCAAGAAAAUCAAAACAUUUAGAGAAAGAUAUUCUAAGAAGAUUUUAUCGAGUUUUAAAGAUUUUCAAAGAUCGUGAAGAUCCAAAAAUGAACAUAUUUUUACCAAACUUCCAUGAGUGUGACGCUAAAAAUUCAGAAAUUAACAUUCCUCGUUUACACUGUCUGAUGAUGAUUGAACGUAACUUGUUUUUAGGAAAAUAUACAAAUCAUCCUUGGAAGUUUAUAAGAGAUGUAAAUUCUGUGUUCGAGUACAAAAAAAGUAAACAUUCAAAGAGAACUAAAAUUCACAACAGAGUUUUAGAGUAUCAGGACAUAUUCUUUUCUCAAAUGGAUGUUUUAAUGGAAGAAAUGGGAUACUGCUGUGGUCAUUGGUAUACACAAAAAUCAAGGAAAAUUGAUUGUGGUGCUGCUAAAAAUUGUUUUGUUUUGGACAAUUCUUUCUAUUAUCGUUACGAAGAGUACACAUUCUGUCAAAAAUGUUUCAGCAAUGUCGAUAAAAGUUUCAUCGAAUUAAAUGAAACGAAAGUUGAAAAGUCAUCUUUCGUUGAAUUCUUUUAUAUCCCAUCUAAAAAUGAGGCAUUUGUUCGUUGCAAAAGUUGUAGUCGAAAGUUUCACGAGAUUUGUGUUCUUUUCAAUCGUUUCUUUGGCCAGCAAUUUAUUUGUCGGAAAUGCCGAAAUAUUGAAAUCAAACCAAACCAUCUUCGAGCUUCAAAUUUACCUCCAACAGAAUGUGACGUUUUUAUCAACAAUUUUCUUAAAAAAUAUGACGUUAAUGACAACGACACGCUGACAAUUCGUUUGUUAAGUGAUAUGGAAAAGAAGUUAAAUGUCAAAGAGACUUUCUUAGGAUAUCGAAGUGGUCCGCGUAGUUAUGCAUAUCGAAAUUGCACUCUUUUUACAUUCUGUGAUACUGGUAAUGAGUCUGACAUUUGUUUCUUCUCGGUUAUGUUUCAACUGUAUGGCAAUGAUUGUCCCGAGCCUAAUCGUAACAUCGGCUACAUAAGUUACAUCGAUUCCAUUAAUCUCAUACCUUCAAAGAAUCGAACGUUAAUUUACCGAUUAAUUCUUCUUGGAUUAUUCGAAUAUUUAAAGACGAAAGGCUUCGAUAGAAUCAUUUUAUGGAGUUGUCCAUCGGAUCAAGAUCAUGACUACAUUUUUUACAUGAAACCAGCGAAAAUGAUCAUGCCAACCAAGAAACGUCUCAUUGAUUGGUACAACAAACUUUUCUCACUUGGAAUCGAAUUAAAUGUCAUAAAUUCAUACACAGAAGUCAUGGACUACGUUAAAGAAAAACAAUGGAAGGGAAUCAACGACAUUCCAUACUUAUCUGGUGAUCUUUGGGUUGUAAGAAUGGAAGAAGCGAUUGAAGACACUGAAAAGGAAAAGAACAAAUUAAUUAAAGAAAUUUACGCGCUUCAUAAACGAAUGGAAGGUUUAAUCAAGAAAGGUUCACAACGAAAAGUUUGUGACGCUCAAAAUCGUUUUAAUGCCAAACUUCAACAAUUAUCGGAUUUCGAUUGUCAUGAAGAAGUUUGGAAAUUAAUGGAAUAUCAAAUCAAAGCCUUUUCAAAAGAAUAUUUCAUUUUAAAUUUAUCAGUGAAUCGAAAUGAGGUUGAGAAACUUCCACCACAGAUUGAUUAUGAAUGGAUCAAUAAUCGUCACAUGUUUGUUGAUUAUUUCUGGGAGCAAAUGCUUGAAUCUUCAGACGAAAGAAAAGCUCAAUACACGACACUUGUCAUGAUGCAUCGAAUUUUCUUGGAAAGAAAAAUUUGCAUUGAGUGCAGAACGAUUUUAUGCGAAGGAAUUUCUAGAGAAUUACUGUGCAAACAAUGUCACGAACAAAAAUAUAAUUCUGAAGAAGUUCCUCCCGAAUUAAAAUGUGACGAAGUCUUAGAAGUUUCGUCAGAAAGCGAUGAAGAAAUUUUUUCGACUUCAUCACUGGAUUUAGCUUUAUUUGAAGAUCAUGAUGACAGUGCAAUCGAUUUAUCCUUAAAUUCUGAAUCUACUGAUAAGCCUGAAAGUUCAACGAUCAAUACAGCGAAAAGAACGCUAAAUAUUACCCAAAAUUCAAACAAUAAAGAACCAAAAAAGAAUAAAAUGACUAAAAGUUGCAAAAAAAUUUCUGCAGUGAAACAAAAUGCAAUAAAAUUUGAAAAUCGGGAACAUUUAAAUCAUCUUUUAGAUGUCAUUGAAAUCGAUCUAACAAGGGAACCAGAAUGCAAUCAAGAUGAAAAUGAAAACAAAGUUGAUCGAAAAUUUACAAAAUCUUUGACAGCAAUACAGAAACAAGACGAGUUUUGGAAGAAUUGUGGAAUAAUUUCGUCAUCAAAUGUUUUACAUUCCACUCAAAACAACACAAAAAAGACUUGUUGAAACAGUUCUCUUAUAAUGUUCAAAAUAAUAAAACGUAAAUUAA
Clunio marinus is the source of this 2613-nucleotide messenger RNA. NCBI's taxonomy places the organism in Eukaryota, Metazoa, Arthropoda, Insecta, Diptera, Chironomidae. The record is from the annotation of a GenBank genome assembly.